GGUCAUCACAUGAAUGACUCAAACAGUCGCGCGUAUAGAGACGACACUCGUCAUUGCCAAAACAUAUGAUAAAUCAUUUAGUCAAACCCAAGCUUCUUGCGAUAACGGACGCUUACGUAAACCACACUCGUUUUGAGACGGCGUUGUCGAAUUGUCUAUCGAAACACUGCAGAUAUCAAUCAAGCUCGCUUACAACAUAGCAAUGGCCUUCAAUAAAGAUGAAAUGCACGCACCGGUCUGGUUAAAUGAAAGGUUUUUUGAAACAAUUCUAAAGCAAUCGGAGAAGGACGCAUCGAUAGUCAUAACCGAUUGUAAAAUCGUUCCCGGAUCCCGCCUGGGAGAUCAUUUCGCGAGUAUCAUUUUCCGUGCUAAUAUAGCCUAUCAGAGCCGUGGAACAAAAAACAACGAAAUAUCGUUGAUUGUAAAAACAAUUCCAGAAGACGAUGGAGUAAAGCGAGAUUUGCUUAAAAAUGGCGAGGUUUUCGAGACGGAAACUAUUAUGUACACUACCGUGGUUCCAGAGAUGCAUCGGCUGUUCCGAUCGGUUGGCGAUGACACGGAGCUUGGACCGAGGCUUUUGUACUCGUCCAAGGAACCCAACUUAGUGAUGGUUUUCGAAGAUUUAACGAAACGCAACUACGACACGAAGAGCAACCAGCUUGACCUGCAAGAAGCAAAGAUAGCUUACAGUAAACUAGCAAAAUGGCAUGCUGCAUCUAUGCAUCUGGUGAAUACGAUCCCAAUAAUUACGAAACUAGAUAAAGAUAUUAUUACAAUUUCGAAUGAUACUUUCAACAAAAUAUGGGAUAACAAUAUUGCCAUACUAGCUAAGGUAUGCCGCGAAUGGCCAGGAUACGAAGCUUACGGUGACCGAGUGGACAACCUCAGGAAGGGGAUUUGCAGUAAAACCAAAGAUAUAUACAAAUUCAGUGAAUCAACGCUAUAUAAUGUGCUGAAUCACGGAGAUUUUCACUACAAAAACAUGAUGUACAAAAUCAUCGAAGGAAAAACGCAGGACAUUUUUCUGCUCGAUUAUCAACUCAGUAUUUGGGGAACUCCUGCCAUCGAUAUAAUCUACUCUCUAUACCUUAUGUGCUCUGCCGAAACAAGGAAUAACCAUCGCGAUGAGUUGAUCAAAUUCUACUAUGAUGAAUUUGUGGCAUCGCUAAACAAAUUCGGAUAUCUUGGGAAAAUUCCAUCACUAAUCAAUCUCCACGUAGAGAUCCUGAAGAACGGCCAUUUGGAAGUCUUCUUGGCGUCUACAUUCCUUCCCUUUAUGAUGGUACCAACCGAGGAAAUGGUGGGGGAACAAAUGAACAAGAAUUCCGAUGAGGGCAUCGAAUUGUUCGACAUGAAUAAUCCCGAAAAGAUGGCCGAGAUGUUGUUGGCCAGUUACCGAAAUCCAAAAUACGCCGCCGCCAUGCAGAAAUGUUUGCCGGUAUUUUUGCACAAAGGUUUAUUGGAUCUGUAGAUGAUCCUAUAAGAAAAUGAUGAUCAAUCCUGGGGUCGCACUCAUGUGUGUCAGGUCGGGAACCGAACCUAGGUGAGCAGCGCGUAAGAAAGUCUGUCGACCAACAGGGCUUAACUUGGUCAGCAGAAAUACAUUCUCAAAUAAAAUUGUUCUCAAUGUAAUUUUUACUGCUUCCCAUUGCAGGAAGUUGGAAAAUGGAACUAGUUGGGGUUGGGAUAACAUAUAUUCCUUGAAUUGACGUGAGUCAUGUGUCAUGUGACCAAUGGAAAAUAAACAGAAAAAGAAUUACCGGAACGGUGACAAUUCACCUUGUAUUGGACACACUGAGAAAAAAUAUCGUCACUGUUGUGCUACCUUAUGACAAGCGCCAUUUGGCACAUUUCGAGAAAAAUGAUUUUUAAAGUUUGAUAUUGAAUAUCUUGAACUUAUAAAUGGUAUAAACAAUCCAAAGAAGAGAAUUGAAGCUUCUAUCUAUUCUGCAUUAAUCUCUCAAAUAUUACAACGAUCGGUUGACUAUGUUGCGAGUUUUUACUAUGAAUGUAAAUAAAAGUCGCACUCACACGUGUCAUAGGCGUAUAUUAAUGACAAAAUUUGUAUGACGUGUCAUAAUCGUGCAAGGAAAAUUUUCCAUAGAAAAAACAUCAAUUUUUAACUUUUAUUCAUAUCUUUAGGUUCCUUUGGUCUAUAAACAAUCGGUGAGAUGCAUUUUAAAGAAAAUGAGUCAGGGAAUCUAGAAAAAAUUGUUAUUUUAGGUUACAGUGUUGCCAAAUAUACUAUAUUUCCAGUUUAAAACAUAAACCACAGACCUACCAGACAUGACACUCGAGGUCACUAAUGUGUUGCAAAAAUUUAACGGAUUUUUCAAACGUUAAUUUAUCAUGCUCAUUACUUUCCGUGCUCACCGCAAGAGGCGCGUAACCAUAUGACAUGAUUGACAAGAAUGCCCAAACGCACACUAUUGAGCGGCUGCUAUUGUCGUUAUUGUUAUUGUGCCAAAUAAACAGUUUUAGAUUGAAACAAGAAUAAAACUUGGAUUCCACAAUUGCUUUUCAUAAACGUUUGUUUUGAAAUCAAGACUUUAAGUGAGUAUUACGAAAACGAAGGCGUAAAUUUUUGAGAAGAUUGUUUAGGGAGCAAUGUCAGGAAAAACCGCAACGACGAUGGCAAAUUGUGCACUGAUUUAAUCAUGUUUUUCUGCUGAAGUCAAAUAAGAGUAUGAUAUUUAUAAUAGUUAAUUGUAAUUAUACUUGCAAAUCAAAUAAGGCGAAUCUGCGCAUUGUGCGGAAAUAUUUUAUUUUUCAUUUUCAAUUCAAUAGCAAAAACACUUUGGUUUGUGCACUUUCCACUAACUUCGCAAACUGACUUGUGGAGAAUAGUUCACAUUACAGCGCACGGAACAAUCAAAUUGCCCACAUCACAUUCUGUGUUAAUGAUAGAUAAUCCUUCUUGCUCACAUAGUGUAGAUUCCUGCAAAGAAAUCUAUCCAUUUCUCGAUAUUCGGCGUCUCUUCCGUUUGAUUAAAGGUUGUUGUUAGUUUCUGUGGUCUAUAAUAAUCACUUACGCAUACCAAUGCACCGCCAUGUCAAAUACAUGAAAGUGUCAAACAGAUGGUAGAGUUCAAAAGAUCGCCACCAGGCGGUGAUAGUGUGCAAAGCGAAAUUAAUUUCAAAGUGAUGAUCACAUUUUUUUCAAUGAAUUGUUUUUAGUGUCAUAUCUGGCAGGUCUGUGCUUAAACUGUGUUUUUCUCACAACUAGUGUAUUUUUCUUUUGAAAUUUUUAUGCCAUUGUGUUCCUCAGACAUUUUUACACAUAAAAACAUCUAAAACGUCAAUAUAUCUUAAGCAAAUCCCUAGAUACAGUGAUUUGAAGCAAAAAACUCACAAUUUAUCAUCAUGUUUCUCGUUAUAUCUAAGUAACCAAUUAGAAUUUCAAAAUUCUGAAGACGCCACUUUGUAGAGAUUUUUCAGACAAGUAAUGUGGCAUAUCAAACUCAGUUUACCCCAAAAUGACGUUUGUCAUAAGAUAGCACAACAGCAACGAUAUGUCUUCAAGCAGGAAUGCGAUUCGCUGGCAGGGAUGCCACAUUGAAAUCUGUGUUUCAGCCAAAAAAUCUUUUUACCAUCUGUGAUGACUAAAACAGGAAAAAAAUCUGUGAGAAAUUUCCAAAAAAUCUGUGAAAAAUCGCAAUAUUUCCAAAAAUCUGUGAAAUUUUUAUCAAAAUGUCAAAAAUCUGUCAUCUGUGAAAAGGAAUCUGUGAUCAAAAAUUGUGAAAAAAAAAUCUGUGACAUUACAGAAAAAUCUGUGAACACCUGUGUAACCCUGUCCACUAGAGCUAAAUAUAGAUAACGAGUGAAAUUUGCCCGAGAGGAGGCGAUGACGAUUUGUUUAUAGGAGACAUUGGGAGUCGAUGGGCCCAUUGGAAGGUAUUGGGGCUGUGGCGGUGAUCACGAUAUUGUUGGGAAUCUGUAACGACAUCAUCACAGUUCCUCGAUGGCGGAGUGGUUAACACACCCAACUAGAGACUUUGAGAUCGUAGGUUCGAAUUGUCACCGUUCCGGUUGGGAUAAGUUGACGGAGUCCCCUUUUUCUCCGUUUCCAUUAGCUGCAUAACAUUUUGUUUGAUAGAAGUUGUGGGCGAUAUUGUGUUUUCGAGUAUACCAAGUACAUUUUCCUAAUUUUAAACUUUUUUUGUUAUUCAGGGUGAUUUUUAUUCUUUUUCCAGAAAAAUUUGAUCUUUCGAUAGUACGUGCAAAGAGCUUUAAAUAUCCAUAUAGAUAUUAUAUUUAUCCACAAACAAAAGUUAUUUUAAAUAUGUACUUUUGCAUAAAAAAACCGAUUUAAUCCACCUAUCAGUGUUGGCAAGCAACUAGAUGUGAGAUAAGCACAGUUUUGAGUCCCGCACGAUAACACUUCAAAUAAACUGAAUAAAUUAAAGAAAAAUAAUAAAAACAAUAAAAAUAUCAAAUAAUUAUGCAGCAAAAAAAACAAAGAAGUUAUUCAUGAAACGGAUAGAAUGACUAAUAUAAAUCAUAUUAAUAAAAUAAAUCAAAUCAGCUCAAAUGAAACUUAGACAACAUUACAAAAGUUAUGAAAUUAAGACAGUAAAUUAAAUUGUUUCAAGCUAACACACUGUCAUUCAAUAAUAAAAUGACCUGGCUAAACCGAAAUAAUAAAAUAAAGAAACAAAAUAUAUAAACGGUGCAACAUGAACUUAAUAAAAUAAAAUGAUUAAAAUAAAUUAAAUAAGUAAUAUGAACAAAACCAAAAAAAUAUUGAAUUAAUAAGAUAAAUAAUAUGAAUAAUAUGGUUUAAAUUAACCCUUUCAUACCUAAUAUUUUUCUAGCAGAUAUAUGGUUCCAAAACCAUUUUUCUUAAAAGUGUUAGAGUAAAGAAACACGAAAAAUCUGUUUUGAUCAAGAUAGAUGAUUAUCUAGCAGUGCGGGAAGCUGCUCAAUUGUUACAUACCGAUCCUUAAUACGCAUCUCCUGCAAAGUUUGCAAUAGUUAGAUUAGACAGAAAAGAUAGCCGAUAGCAGUCUACAUUGAUAAAAUUUAUCAGUUUACAACAAUAUUUGAAGACAUCGAAGAUAUAUCAAAAUAUAAUUUUUCACCGAUAAUUGAAAAUGUCUACAGCAGCACAGCUCCAGUGAAAUCCAAUCAGAACAAUUGCAAUAACUUCAGUUCUGCGGAUAUCUCUUAUAAGUAUUAGCGCUCAAAUAAACGGUGGUAGUCACAAUUAUUAGUUUUUCCUUUUUGUGAGGAAAUCGUGUCUAACCCCAAAGUUAUAGAUGUUUGAAAACGUGGUUAGUAAAUAAUAGGGUAUGCAGAGGGUUAAUAAAGUCAAUAAAAUGAAUAGAAUGAA
Topomyia yanbarensis is the source of this 5332-nucleotide messenger RNA. RefSeq lists its product as uncharacterized. The transcript has 5 exons. NCBI's taxonomy places the organism in Eukaryota, Metazoa, Arthropoda, Insecta, Diptera, Culicidae. Bases 203 to 1471 code for a protein of 422 amino acids. The record is from RefSeq and is a predicted model, not a curated record.